AGAGACGUUAGCGACGGAGCGUCUUUACCAACGUUGGCACCCUGGCAACAUUUAAUGAGCUAUUAUGAAGCUUGCUUGUCAUAUGCCUAUUCUAUAACAUACAUAACUUAUUAUAGUUCAAAUGCUUUAGUCUUUUAUCGCUGAACUUCACCUGGAGACCAGUUGAAACUAGACCGCUGAAGACAUAACAGAAGAUGAGUUUCGAGGCAAAGCGAUGUGGAGUACAGUUCAGUCCUCCCGCUAUAGUUUUAAUUUAUGAACACAAGGAAACUAAACAUGUGCGAAAAAGAAUAAUACCUGUGCGGAACUUCUCAAAAUAUUCUGACUAUAGCAUGGCUGCAGAAAGGCUGAAGAACCACACUCGGCACAGGGACUAUCUGGAGGGUGUAUCCCAGAGCCAGCUGGAGAAGCUUCACAUCAUCCUGCGAGAUCACAUGCAAGGCUUAAGCUUGGAGCACAGCUUGGCCUCGUUUCGCCUGGACCCUGACGAAGACCUGAACAAACUGGACGACAAGGAGCUGGCUCGCAAGAAGGGCCAAAUGGAUGAACUGUUUGAGAAGAACCGGAGGCAGAAAGAUGAUCCUGACUUUGUUUACGACCUGGAAAAGGAUUUCACCAAACCCACCCAAGAAAAGUGCAGCUGGGAUGACGUGUCCGAUGAUGGAUUUUAAAACUCUGUUCCUCAAUAAUUUCUCUGACUUUUCAGACUGCAAAUCACCCGACAUAAAAUCUGACACAGCUGAAGUUUACUACAAUUACCAUCUAAAGUCAUACAUAGCGCUUCACAAAAUAUCUUCUUACAUACAGUAAAGUACAUACCCUUGUUGCAGUAUAUUAGGUGCACAUAUCUAAAACUACCAUGCCUCAUGGAGGAUAUAAUAAUAAAACAUCUGACUUAUAUAGUACUUUUCAGAGUUUUCAAAGAGACUUUAUUUACUGUAGGAUAAAAAUAAAAGCAGUUAACUUUUUUAUAAAGACAGAAAAAUAUGAGUUUUUAUUGAAACUGUUUUAGAGAGGUCUGGAUUUAAUGGUAUGCUCAUUUUGGCAGCAUUUUUACAUCAAAUAAUGGUAGACUAAAUAUUAGAAACACCACUCAGUGCAGUGCAAUUCAACAACACUGCAGAUGCAAGCAUCCAAAAUGUCCAUGAAGUUGAACUACAACAGCUUUAACAAACACUGAACAUUAUAACCUUCAUAAAAAGGUCAAAUUUACUGCUGGACUGUUGUAUUAGACUUAAUGUGUUGUAGUUAGUUAUACCUAAUACACUUGGUGCAUGUGUCCAUGGUUCUGGCAACAAAUAGAGCUUUUGAUAUGAGUAGAAGUGGAUAGUUAGGAAAUGCCACAACAGCUACAGUGGCUGAACAGAAGAAUAAAAC
Molecule: messenger RNA, 1377 nt
Organism: Cottoperca gobio
Lineage: Eukaryota; Metazoa; Chordata; Actinopteri; Perciformes; Bovichtidae
Gene: cep19
Product: centrosomal protein 19
Exons: 2
Coding region: 195-671 (158 amino acids)
Biological process (GO): microtubule anchoring at centrosome; trans-Golgi to periciliary membrane compartment transport
Cellular component (GO): centrosome; ciliary basal body; centriole
Source: RefSeq, a predicted model, not a curated record